Molecule: messenger RNA, 4227 nt
Organism: Argiope bruennichi
Lineage: Eukaryota; Metazoa; Arthropoda; Arachnida; Araneae; Araneidae
Exons: 4
Coding region: 1-4227 (1408 amino acids)
Molecular function (GO): nucleic acid binding
Source: RefSeq, a predicted model, not a curated record
AUGGCGACGCCGGAUGAAACUACAAACAAAAUGGCGCAACUCAAGCGAAAACGGAAAACUAUUCGCGACAAAGCCCGUUGCUAUAAAUGCAAAAAAAGGCAUCAUGUUUCCAUCUGUAAAACUGUAAGUGAGAAUCCAAAUUUAACUACCAUUCCAGUUACGUCUACUAAUAACGUUGAUAUUAUAACUCGCAAAUUUACUCAUCUGCAAACUGCUCGAGUAUAUGUAAUUGGCCCAACUGGUAAAACAAAAGUAACGCGGUGUCUCUUAGACGGUGGGAGUCAGUCUAGAUUCAUUCAUCCUAGUUUGAUUGACUUCCUGCAACUGGAAAUCACUAGCUCAGAAAAAUUGAACCUUCAAGCAUUCGAAUCUAUUUCAACAAACACUGAAACGAGACGGAGGGUCAAAUUUAUCUUGUCAAGUAUUUGGAGCAACUCAAAAAUAAAUAUACAAGCAUUUGAAAGUUCGAAUACUUAUGCCUUUCAUCCAUCUACUCCACAACCUGUCUCUUCUUUUGCUCAUAGUCAAAAGUUGAAACUUGCUGAUCCAUCAGACAGCUUAAACGACUUACCUAUAGAAAUUCUGAUAGGUGCUGAUUUUUAUUGGACUAUAGUGCAUACUAAAUCUCCUAUCAGACUUUCGGCGACUCAUGUGUUAAUACCUACAGUAUUUGGAUGGAUUCUUUCCGGCAACCGUUCGUUCACUACUAUAGCAUAUUCUUCUGUUUCUUCAGUUCUCAACAUUAGCUCAGAAACUUUGGUACGUGAUCUGGACGAUCACGUGAGACGAUUUUGGGACUUGGAAACAAUUGGCAUUAAAACUAUGCAGGAUAAAGGGAUGACUAUUCGUAAUUCUGAAAUUUUAAGUGAUUUUCACAAUUCAUUUUGCAAAGUUGAUGGCCGCCGUGUUGUAAAGUUACCAUGGAAACCAGAGGUGAUUCUUUCAUCGAAUAAUUACGAAAUAGCACUCAAACGAUUUCAAAUACUCCGUAACAAACUCUUUACUCAUUCAGACUUAAGAGAUAUUUAUACAGAACAGAUGCAAAAUUAUAUCGAUAACCAACAUGUUGAACUUGCUGAUAAUAGUCCUUGCAACGAAUCAAAACUAUUUUACUUGCCUCAUCAUAUAGUGAAAAAACAAAAGAAUGACGAAAAGAAAUGGCGAAUUGUAUUUGACGCUUCUUCUCAUACACCAGGACAUCCUUCCUUAAAUGAUGCUCUUGAGCAGGGUCCUAAUUUGCUUCCAGAAAUAUUUGCAAUAUUGUUACGAUUUCGACUUCACAAAUUCGCAAUCACAAGCGACGGACGUCAAGCAUUCUUGCAACUUAUUUUGGAUGAAGAGGAUAGAAACUGUACUAGGUUCCUGUGGUUUAGGACGGAAAAGGAUGCAAACGGAAAAAUACAUUUGCGAAAUGAAAUACUUACUUAUCGUUUUUCACGUUUACCUUUUGGAUUGACUUCUAGUCCUUUUUUGCUUUCUGCCACUCUUCGUGAAUUAGCUAAUAUGCACUCUGAUUCCUACCCUACUGCAGCUAAACACCUGGAGAAUAAUAUUUUCAUGGACGACUUUGUUAUGGGAGUGGAUACUGCUGAACAAGCAACAAUUCUUUACCAAGAAAUGCAAGAUUUAAUGACACAGAUAAGUUUACCUUUGGCUAAAUGGAGUACAAACUCCAAGAACCUACAGGCUAUUUGGGAACUAAAGGAUAUCAUCUUCAAAUGCAAUACGCAAGUAUUGGGAAUUAACUGGAAUACCAAAGAAGACGUGUUUCAUACAGAUAUAAACGAAAGUGUUUAUCAGUUUGCUGUUCCUGCAACAAAACGUUUACUUCUUAAAAUUGUAUCAAAGUUGUAUGAUCCUUUAGGCCUCUAUGCACCAGCAAUAGUAGUUGGAAAAAUUCUUUUUCAAACCACGUGGCUCAUGGGAGUUCAAUGGGACGAAAUUCUUCCUCCAGGCAUUGCCGCAAGCUUUAACAGAUGGGUAUCUGAAAUAUCAUCCUUAAACAAGAUACACAUUCCUCGCUGGAUUGGAAUUUCUGCUACUUCUCACAUGACUAUCCAUGUCUUUUGCGAUGCUUCGGAAAAGGCCUAUGGAGCCGCAAUAUACAUUUGUUUCACUGAGCGUAACGAAAGAAAGGUUCGCCUAGUUUGCAGUCGCAAUAGACUUUCUCCACUUAAAAAGGUGACACUUCCACGGUUAGAACUUUUGGCAGCCUUACUAGGAGCUCGUUUACUUCACUAUUUUUGCAAAGAAACUGGUUUAGAAAAUCAAACAUCAACACUUUGGAGUGAUUCAACUGUUGUAUUAAGUUGGAUAAGAAAUGAUCCUAAUCGAUGGAAAACAUUCGUAUGUAACCGAGUCACUGAAAUUCUUCAAUACACUUUUCCAGCGCAGUGGCGACAUUGCCCAGGCACACAGAACCCAGCAGAUCAUCUCUCCCGUGGUGUAUUCCCAGCAGAAUUACCAUAUCUAGAAACUUGGUGGAACGGCCCAAGCUGGUUAGCGCAAAUUUCAGACGCCUGGCCAGUCCAAAACAUUUUGACAAAUGAAGAAAAAUUAUUAAUGGAUAUAGAAGCUCGUCAAGUAAAGAACCAAACAUUGUGUACAUCGACUAUCCAAACUUUAAUCGAUAUAUCUCGCUUCAGUUCAUACACAAAACUCUUGAGAAUUACAGCUUGGAUUUAUCGUUUUCUGAACAACUGUAAAGGUCGACAACAUUUUACUUCAGAAUUGACGGCUGAUGAGCUGAAUAAGGCAAGAAACUAUUGGAUUUCAGUUGUACAGAAACAGAGUUUUUCUGUAGAAAUCAACGCACUAGAGUAUAAUCGUUCCUUACCUAAAUCCUCAAAAAUUUCUCGGUUUCGCCCAUUUCUAAAAGAUAACAUUUUACGACUUGGUGGUAGGCUACAAUUCGCACGAAUAUCAGUUGAACAAAGACACCCAAUACUACUGGAGGGAUCUCAUUAUUUUGUGCACUUGUUGAUUAGACACACGCACAUUCGUCUACAUCAUUUGGGUGUUCGUAUAGUCCUUUCAGAAUUACGCUCCGAGUUUUGGAUACUCCGUGGUCGUCAAGCCAUCAAGCGAGUGAUUAAAACCUGUUUACCGUGCAAACUGUCUCAUGCUUUAAGUUCUAAUGAAAUAGAAGCCCCUCUUCCAGCUGACCGACUUACUCCUUGUAUGCCUUUCGAUACUACUGGAAUAGACUUUGCAGGCCCAGUUUAUAUUAAGACCUUUAAACCUUCAAAUACAGCUUACAUUACGCUAUUUACAUGUUCUACUACUAAAGCCUUGCAUAUCGAACUUGUUUCUGACCUUUCUGUAGACAAGUUUCUUUUGGCCUUGCAACGAUUUGUCACUUGGUGGGGAGGAUGGUGGGAGCGACUAAUAGGUCUAACCAAACGAUGCCUUCGAAAAUCCCUUGGUCGCUCAUUACUAGAUGAGGAAGCCUUAACUACGGUAUUAGUGGGAAUAGAAGCCUCACUCAACAGUAGACCUUUGAUUUAUGAGCGUGGUGAAAAUGAUACAGAGGAAGCUUUGACCCCAGCUCAUUUCCUAACUGGUCGAAAGUUGACCAUUGUUCCAUCCGGACCUGAGUCAAGAAAUGAUAAGCUCACAAAUAUUUACCGGCAACAGCAAGACUUACUGGAUACAUUUUGGAAAGGAUGGUCCAAAGAAUAUCUUUUGGAGUUACGCACAUUUCAUCAAGUACGAAAUGAAAAGGAAACACCACGAGUACGAGUAGGAGACUUGGUCUUAUUACAAGAAGAUCUGCGACCACGACAAAUGUGGAAGAAAGCUCUCGUGGUGAAAUUAAUCGAUGGCCGGGACGGAAGAAUUCGAACCUGCAUCCUUCGUGUCAAUGGGAAGGAGAUUACCCGUCCAAUUCAACUGGUCAUACCUCUGGAGGUUGACCAGGGUGGGGAGGAUGUUGCGUGUGGAUUAUCGUUCUGUGAUAUCGUUCAUCGCACUGAUCGAAAUCCAGUCACUGUGAUGCAAAUUUGGAAUCAAUUGGUUGCUAAGGGUCAUAAUAAACUUCAUGCAGGAUCUCAAUGCCCUCUCCUGACUAAUACCCUAGAUGACAAACAUAUUAUGAGAACGGCCCUGAAAAACCGCAACAACAUCAAGAAUCCCAGUAUCCGCUUAUACGGUGCGACGACGUUUGCAGCACCUAAGACAGCCAGCAUUGCGAUUAUUACUUCGACUUCCUUUGACAAUGCAGCAUAG